Linnemannia hyalina is the source of this 1623-nucleotide messenger RNA. Lineage: Eukaryota; Fungi; Mortierellomycota; Mortierellomycetes; Mortierellales; Mortierellaceae. The record is from the annotation of a GenBank genome assembly.
AUGGCCGAUAACCCUCUGACUCCGUUUUGUCCCAUUGAUGGGCAGUCCACAUCAAACGCCGACCCUGUCUCUGUCCCAUCUCCAGAGGCUGUGGGAGUGCUCAAGGAUCUUACCAAGCACAAGAGGUCACCUGAGUUCGACGACAUUGCUGCGGACAAGCUUACCCUCCAGCGCGUCUUAACCAAAGAUGACGACAACGACGACGCUACCAUUGUGCUCGACUCUGUGUCUGAGCCUGAGAAGAAGAAACUCAGAGCGACAAGCGAACUCUCCGAUGCUUUUGAAGAAACGCUACCCAAGAAAGCGAUCCAUACCGUCGUCCAGCGACCUCCUCAAGUCCAUGCACCUGUCCUUGCUCGAGCCUCUACUCCGCUCCCUAAUCAUCCCUCGGCUCAGUUUCGUACUAGCUCACCACUCUCUGUUCCGCAUGUUGGGAAAACGCGUUACGGAAGAGAGCUCUACCAUGCCUUACGGCAUGGACUUUCACCCGCCGUCAAAGUAGAAGGGCUCAAUUACUCGCCUUACUACUAUUACAUGCUACUCGAUUUUAGCCGUGACGUUGGAUUAAGUCAGACCGAAGACACCCUCUGGGCCGAAACCAUCCUCGGCUUGCGUUUGGCUUACGCUCACUUCAUCCAUGGCAAAUACUAUCAUGGAUUUCUGGAUUUCCUCUAUCAAACUAAGGAUCACAAAGGGCUCUUUACGAUCGCCAACGUCAUUGUCGCCAUACGCCAAGACCUAAAGCUUCCAAAGGAACAGCCACUCUUCCUUUUCCUCCACAUUGAUGGAUUUCACAGGAUCUUAGCCCAUCGAACGCGGGGAGCUAAUCACACUACAGAAGGCCUCUACUUGUUCCAGAAUAUGAUGCGUGAGCUAGGACCUUUCAUGAGUGGAUCGAUCUCGCCCAAUAUGCAACCGUCACCGCGCACGCUCGCCCCAUCCAACCGAUUCCCCGAACUUACCUUGAAAGUCCUAGAGCGCUAUACUCAUGUGAUUCUGGAAGAAAUCGAUGGACCCUACGGAAAAGUAUUGGUCCGGAUCCCCUUCUUCUUCCUACACCUUUACAACGGAGGCAGCGAUGAAGUUCGGAAUAGCCUAGGAUCCGCAUUAUUUUACGACUGGAUGAAGGACUGGAAAUGGAGAUCUUUCGAACACAUUAUCGCCGAGUACGAGGCGCUCCGCACGAACCUUCUUAUCGCUGAUGGCCGCGAGGCAGCGACUCUCGAGGAAAUCUACCAAGGAGCCGUUGGACGAGCAGAGACUUUGGGACGUAUUGUCAAGCUGAAGAAACUAUCGGUUAUCACGGCAGCGCACCGAUUCCCAGAGUCCGGAAGACUGACGGUUGGCGAGCAAGAACAGGAUUGGAGAGCGAUCGAGAUGAUACCCGAUGGAUCGAUCUUGGAGCAGGAAGGAAUCAAGCGAGCGCGCACCAUCACUGUCCUUAUCACCACCACGGAUACAAGGGAUGAUGCAUUUCAAAAGCUCAGCGAGUCGAUCCCCAACGACUGUCUCUUGAUCUACCGAGGAAAUUUCACCAAGUUUUUUGGCGACGCAUUCAGCAUGUCAGCCUCCCUCGCAGCUUCAAAGGAUCUCAAUUGGAAUUUGCGACUCGAGAGACUCUAG